AUGUGUGCACCCAUCGCAAUUUACUAUAUUGAAGUGUCGCGCGGGUUCCCACACCCUUUCUUUCCGACCAUCUCGCCAUCCCUGGCAUCGGCCCCUCGCCGACGCUGGGGGGUUUCCCCUCUCGCCCUCGCUCUUCCCGUCCUUUGGGUUCUCCUCAUCAUCCGACUUUGGGCCCACGGGUUUCACAAAGUGUUGGAAAGCCUCCGCCGUGCUUCCUUCUCGUCACCCAUAGCUCUGGAACAUCUCCAGGACUUCAUCUACUUUGCUUACACCUUCUACAUCGGCCUCCUCGAGGAACCAGCCGUCUUGGAGGACGAUCUCGCAGCCGUCCUUUCUUCCUCGAUCUCGUCGAUGCAGGCGGUCGACGCUGUCUAUGCCCCGUACGUCCACGAGCUCCCAUACCGCAUUCCCGCCUCUAACUCGCAGCUAAAUCUUGCUCGACCACAACUCGAUGUCCGGCUCGGCUCGUCGUCUGUCUCCCCGGUACGCUUCCGUUUCCUUUCACUCUCCGCCUUCAUUCGUUCAUCGCCCGUCGUCGGUACUCCCUCCUUACACUUACGUCUAUCACCAUUUGUCGGUCCGAUUGCACACCUGGCAUUCCUUUUCUGUCCCAUCAAACCACCCUCAGGCACACUCCGAAACGGCACACCAUCCAAACCCGGCCCUGCUGCACCAUCAUCCCGUCGCAAAACUCCCCUCUCAUGCGCUCCUGCACCUCCAGACACUGAUGGCAGCGCAGCACUUCCUGACGGACCGUUCAAGGAGUACAAGCUCAUGUCCUCCGCGUCGAACGACUAG
This is a messenger RNA of Coniophora puteana RWD-64-598 SS2, 798 nucleotides long. RefSeq lists its product as uncharacterized. The transcript has 5 exons. NCBI's taxonomy places the organism in Eukaryota, Fungi, Basidiomycota, Agaricomycetes, Boletales, Coniophoraceae. The record is from RefSeq and is a predicted model, not a curated record. The coding region runs from base 1 to 798 and encodes 265 amino acids.